CGCUGCCGGGCGGACUGCGGGAAGGUGGCUGUUUACCUUGUCCAAAAGAUACAUUUAAUAAUACCGCCUCCCCUCUCCUCAUCCCCCACCCCCAAAUCCUAUCAUCCCUUGCGGGCUGCGAUAAUAAAUAAAAGUCUUUAUUUCUCCCCCUCCAAAAGUUAAAGGGCCUCGUCCUCUCCCCGGGCUGCUGGAAGUGAGUUGUGAGCAGCGCUGCUUCGCCCUUCCGCCCUGCCCAGCGCCGGGCUCAGCGCAUGUGUAUCGUUAGAUGUAUAUAUAUUUGAUUGAGCGUCAGCCUUGACUUAUGUGCCUCUUAUCUCUGCUCUCUCCCCGAUGUGUGCCUGCAGUGGGGGAUUUGGCGAAGGAAGCUCGUAACAUGGCGGACACCGAGGAAGGCUUCGGGCUCCCGAGCACGCCGGCCGACUCGGAGGCCAAGGAGCUGCAGGCUGAGGCCAAGCAGGACCCCCAGCUGGGGACAACCAGCAAGGCCCCCACCUCUCCGCAGGCAGCCUUCACCCAGCAGGGCAUGGAGGGGAUCAAAGUGUUUUUGCACGAGCGGGAGCUGUGGCUGAAAUUUCACGAGGUGGGGACGGAGAUGAUCAUAACAAAGGCUGGAAGGGAGAAUUUUGCACAAAUACGCACCCUGAGCUUCUCCACGCGUGUUCCUGUGCGUGGGGAGUGCGUGCCCACGGCGGAAUGGAGGUGACCGGCCUCAGCCCCGCUGCUGCCCCGGGUCUCCGUGACACCCCUGCGAGGAUGGAUUGAGAAGAAAUUGUUUCUUCUGGCUCCUUUCUUAACCAGAACAGUUGGAUCGUUAAUCCCAAUUUCAGGCCUUUGGAAGCUUUCCAGGCAAGCGCCGAAUUGCAGCCACUUGGCCAAAAGCUGACCUUGUUUAGAGCCGUUCGCUGGGCGAUCUCGUUAAUAUUACCAUUAUUUUUAACUAAAGGAGCAGUUUGUCCUUCCGCGAUUUUGGAACGCCUUCCUUUUUUUUUUUUUUUUAUUUUUUUUUUCCCAGAGCCUUCUAAUUUCUUACGCGCUCAUUGAGGCCAAUAUAUGUGGAACACCCACACCAUCCCAUUUAAAAGUAUAUGUGGUCUUAAGCUACUGUUUAUAUACCGAUAGCGUAACGGUUUAGAUGCAUAAAUAGAUGUGCCCGCAAAUAAAUAGCAUGCGUGUCUAACGGCGUCCAGAUACACAUUUCUAUAUGUGUGUGCUCGCCUGCGUGGGUGUGUAGAAAAAUAUACAGCCUCGCAAAUCCAACUUUAUUGGGACUGUGCGUAAUGGAUUCCAUGGCCGGCUUAGUAAACCCGAUCCACAGAUAUUUGUAUGUGUACGCGGAUGUAUUGGAGUGCGUUUGAGGUUAUUUAGCUUUAUCCUCAAUACCAGCGUCUUUGAGGGCUGUUCAAGGGAAAUCCAGCGGAACGAUCACCUGCGAGGUCGGGGCUCUUUUCGCUACGGUUUGAAACGAACUGCCGUACCUGGCGCUGCCCGAGGUCGGUCUGAAAAGGGAAACUCUCCCGGAAAAAAAGAAUGGCAGCGUUAGAAGGCGAGGGCACAAUAAGCAACGCCAAGUCAGACUUUCAUUUUGCUCUGUCAUCUGGUAUUUGUUGUGGUCUUCCAAAAUUUGCCUGGAGAGGGAGGGUAAAAAAAAAUAGAGCUGGCUGCGAGUGGGUCUGUCUCACGGCUCGCCUUGCUCUGCUGCUGGAAAGGGCGACCUGUGCGGGAAAUGCGCGGCUGCGGAGCUGCUGGCAGCGCUGUCCUUCCGCCCCCAGGCACUGCGGGGACACGGGCUGCGCGCUGCCUCCGCUUGGGGACACGGGA
Messenger RNA from Meleagris gallopavo (turkey), 1818 nucleotides. Lineage: Eukaryota; Metazoa; Chordata; Aves; Galliformes; Phasianidae. The record is from RefSeq and is a predicted model, not a curated record.